Danaus chrysippus (African queen) is the source of this 564-nucleotide messenger RNA. Lineage: Eukaryota; Metazoa; Arthropoda; Insecta; Lepidoptera; Nymphalidae. The record is from the annotation of a GenBank genome assembly.
AUGUUGACGUUAUUAAAAAAAUCAUGGAUUCAUCAAUUCCUGAGUGCUAUUGUGCCACUCUGGAGAGGAAUAAGAUCAUCCUGCCUCAAAAUGUCCAGUAUGUUUCCUUGGACUAUAGCUAAUAGUGAAACUUACCGUUGGGUCCCGGCUUGUUUGAGCCAAAGAAGCAUUCCGAUGGGUGCUCUCAGAGUAGGCACAGACGAAAAUGGUAAUGAAAUAUAUGCUGGAAGAGCACAUCACAAAGGCGGCUUACAACCAGCUAUAGUUAUACCCGCAAAGAACACUUGCUACAUAUCAUACGCUGGCGAAGAAAUUGUCAUAGACCAAUUUGAGGUUCUGGUCCCUGCUACGUUCUCGUGGCAGUUCUCAUCUCAAGGUAAAGUUCCUCCUGGUGCUGUUGAGGGUGGCUUCGCAGCCAAUGGAGAGAAGCUGUACUUCGGAAGAGUCACCAUAAACGGCCUCCCUAUACCUGGAAAGAUCCAACAAUCCCACGGAGUCUGCUACUAUCCUUUCGAAGGAAAAGAGGGGAAAUCGGAUAAAUAUGAAUGUCUUGUUCUUUUCUAA